Molecule: messenger RNA, 498 nt
Organism: Postia placenta MAD-698-R-SB12
Lineage: Eukaryota; Fungi; Basidiomycota; Agaricomycetes; Polyporales; Adustoporiaceae
Exons: 2
Coding region: 1-498 (165 amino acids)
Source: RefSeq, a predicted model, not a curated record
AUGUCGACCGAUCAUCAGCUUGCGCCGCCGCUAUCUGGCUUCGAGACCGUCUAUGCCUUUGCUCACAGCCCCCACCCUACCUUCGGCGCUCUGCCCUCUAUUGACGGCCCGUUGUUUUCCACCUCGGACCACGAUCUCCCUUUGCCCAUACACCCUAUUAUGACUAGCGUCGCCCAAGGCAGGACAUGCCACUGGCAGGGAUUCUGCGACCGCACCAUCUCGGCACUCUCACCCGGUCGCGUUAUGCAGCACCUCCGCCAGUACCACCUGCACACGGAGGCAAACCCGACUCCGGCGGGCACGAUGACCCUCUGCUGCUGGGUCAUGCAGGACGGCACCCUGUGCGGCAGGCACAUCCUCGGCAGUAACCUUGGCAAGCACGUCGCCGCCGUCCACCUGAAGUCCACCGCGCGGGCGUGCGACCGCUGUGGCCGUGUUGUGUCCCGGGGCGACGCCCUUUGGCGUCACGUCAGGAAGUGCCGUGGCGGCGGAAACUGA